Molecule: messenger RNA, 4467 nt
Organism: Punica granatum (pomegranate)
Lineage: Eukaryota; Viridiplantae; Streptophyta; Magnoliopsida; Myrtales; Lythraceae
Source: RefSeq, a predicted model, not a curated record
CAAAAGCACCAAAUCUCAUCAUCAAACCAAAACCCUGCAAUCCUCCUUCGCUCGCCAAUUCUGAUCUCUCUCUCCCUCUCUCCGUCUCUCUCUCCCUCUGUGUGUAUCAAUCCGAUUCCGACCACGGAAUUCCGGCCGCGCUCGCCGAUCUGCAAUCCUCGCGUUUCCUGAUUCCGCCUCCGCCAUUUGUUCUUCACUAUCCGAUUGGAUUCGGCGAUUGGUAUUGCGCCGAUCGGGGAUUCAGAUUCAGAUUCCGAUUCCGCAUCUAUCAAUGGUGUAGGGAAUGGAAGGAUUGUUAUAUGAGUACAGGAGAGAUCGAAAGAAGAUGCCGGGAUUAGCAGCAGCCGUUCAUCAGAGGAAUGACCAAUUCAGUAAUGCCGCCUCCGCCAAUGGGUUCUGGUCCAGGCACCGGGAUGACGUCGGCUACAAUCAGCUCCAGAAGUUCUGGAACGACCUGUCUCCACAGGCUCGACAGGACCUCCUGAAGAUUGACAAACAAACCCUUUUUGAGCAAGCUCGUAAGAACAUGUAUUGUUCUCGAUGCAAUGGAUUGCUCCUCGAGGGGUUUCUACAGAUUGUCAUGUAUGGGAAGUCUUUCCAGCAGGAAGGUGCAAUUGCGCACAUAAGCUACAACAUAUCAGCUCCUUCGAAAUCUCUACAAGAUGGAGGAAUGUGUACAAGUAAUGGGUGUCAAGAUGAAAUUCAAGAUCCAUCUGUGCAUCCUUGGGGAGGCCUCAGCACAACGCGUGAUGGAUCGUUGACCCUUCUGGAUUGCUAUAUCUUUGCAAAAUCUCUGAAGGGACUCCAAAUUGUCUUUGAUAGCGCUCGCGUGAGGGAGCGAGAACGAGAGCUGCUCUAUCCUGAUGCCUGCGGUGGAGGAGGCAGGGGUUGGAUCAGCCAAGGCAUAGCAUCUUAUGGCAGGGGUCAUGGGAUGAGGGAAACAUGUGCACUGCACACAGCCCGACUUUCUUGUGAUACAUUGGUGGACUUCUGGUCUGCCCUUGGUGAAGAGACGAGGCAAUCCCUUUUGAGAAUGAAGGAAGAGGACUUCAUUGAGAGGUUAAUGUAUAGGUUUGACAGCAAAAGAUUUUGUAGGGAUUGUAGAAGAAAUGUCAUCCGUGAGUUCAAGGAGCUAAAGGAGCUGAAGCGUAUGAGGAGAGAGCCCCGAUGUACAAGUUGCUUCUGUGUAGCAGAUACAGCAUUUCAGUAUGAGGUAUCUGAUGACUCUGUCCACGCUGACUGGCACCAGACUUUUGCUGACUCCGUUGGCUCAUACCAUCAUUUUGAGUGGGCGGUUGGAACAGGAGAAGGAAAGUCUGACAUUCUGGAAUUUGAAAAUGUGGGCUUGAAUGGUAGUGCCCAGGUCACUGGCCUUCAUCUGGGUGGAUUAAAUGCUUGCUUUAUCACUUUAAGAGCUUGGAAGUUGGACGGCCGAUGCACUGAGCUUUUCGUGAAAGCUCAUGCCUUAAAAGGUCAACAAUGCGUGCAUGGGAGACUGGUUGUUGGUGAUGGAUUUGUUACAAUUACCAGGGGUGAAAGUAUACGAAGGUUCUUUGAACAUGCUGAAGAGGCAGAGGAAGAAGAGGAUGAUGAUUCUAUGGACAAGGAUGGAAAUGAGUUGGAUGGGGAAUGCUCCCGUCCCCAGAAGCAUGCAAAGAGUCCUGAACUUGCAAGAGAGUUUCUUCUAGAUGCUGCUAUUGUAAUAUUCAAGGAACAGGUUGAGAAAGCCUUUAGAGAAGGAACAGCACGCCAAAAUGCACACAGCAUCUUUGUCUGUCUUGCCCUAAAACUGCUUGAAGAACGCGUGCAUAUUGCAUGCAAGGAAAUCAUCACAUUCGAGAAGCAGAUGAAACUUCUAGAAGAAGAAGAGAAGGAGAAGCGUGAUGAAGAAGAGCGGAAGGAGAGGAGGAGAAUGAAAGAAAGAGAGAAAAAGCUCAGAAGGAAAGAGAGGUUAAAGGGGAAAGAUAAGGAUGUAGAUAAGAAGACUUCCCUGAUGGAGGAGACUCUUUUGUCCAAUGAUACAAAGGACAAAUCAUCACCCGGCGCUGAUGAGGAACCAAAUGAGAUUGUUGGCUCCAGGGAUUCUGUCAGUUGGAAUGGGGAGACUGUUAGUCCCAGGCCUGUAUCCUCGGAUAUUGAAGAUGAGGAAGCAUCGGGAGAAUGCCCUACUUUUGGAGAUCAGUUCAAUGAGAAUGCUGAAGUGGAAUUCACUGAAGUGAAUGACGGCGCUAGUUCUUUCACAACUGAGCAGUUGAGUUUUUCUCAUGGAAAACUGAAAUCUCGGAAAGAAGGACAAGUGGAUCAGUCUCUGAAAUGGUCUGAUAAACGCCGAUUUGCUGUUGUUUCAGAAAUUGGCCCAAUGGGCAACCGUUCUAUGCCAAGAUAUCAAAGUGACAGCUCUGAGAAUCAUUCCAGGGGUAUGCAUUCAUCAAACAGACAAUUAAAGCCAAAUCCACAAAAGUCCUGUGGUCGAAAUUCUGCAUCUAAAAGCAGUGAGAAGUUGCACUAUGCAAACAGCAGGAUGAAUGAAAGAUUUGAUGCCCAUCCCUGCGGGUGCAACCAAAUUCAUGAUUUCCGGGCAAAUACUGAUCUACCUGUCUCAGCAAUUAGAACGGGCCGGGAGAGUAAAUACAUGAUAAAGUCGGAAUCAUCCCUUGAUGUGUCCAAACACUUCUACCGUGGAAACAAAUAUAAUCAAGCUGAUUACCCUCGUCAGAGUGGUGGAAGGUUGAAAAGCAAAGUCAUCACAGGCAUUAAUAAUCUCGGGAACAAAGACUCCAUUCACUUUAGGAAGGUGUGGGAACCGCUGGAAUCUCAGAAAAAAUGUCCUCGAAGCAACUCGGCCUCUGAUGUAACCUUGAUAAGUUCUGGUUUUAAGGCUGAGGGAGAGUCAUCCGAUAGCACCAAGUCCUCUGGUGAAUUGUGUUCAAGUGAGGAUAGUGGAGACUCCAUUGAGAUGAAUCACAAGAACUCGAGCAUGAGAGGGCCUAAUGGUGAUGUGGGCCAACGCUGUCAAAGUGAGCCAGAAAGUGGUGUAGCAGACUCCACAAAAACUGCUGGUGCUGUAACAAGUAGUUGUUCAAAUUCUGAUAACUGCUCGUCUUGCCUCAGCGAGGUGGACAGCAAUACCCCAUCCUCGAAUCAUGGGAAUCCUGAAUCUUCUUCUACUUCAGACUCGGAAGAUGCUUCUCAACAAUCAGAGAGAGGAGAAGCUUUGGGCUGUGAUAGUGUAUCUAAUUGUCAUAAGGUUAACAUCGAGGCAAGUGAGGUCACCAACGGAGUGGAAGCUUCUGGGAAUAAUCGACCGUUCCUUAGGUUUCCUAUUGGCAGUGAUGGGAACCAUCCAGAUAUUUAUCCACCAAUAAAACUUUCCCACCCUUCUAGAGAUCUAAACAGCACUCCCUUCGGCAUGGGCCACAAGAAUCCAGCCAUGCUUCCUGAGAUGCAAUGUAGUCAGAAUAUCUACUUGCCGAUGUUUCAGAGUCCAUCGAACAUGGGUUAUUAUACCCAUCAGAACCUCAUCUCGUGGGCCCCCUUCCCGGCUAGUGGAUUGUUACCCCAUGCCAACAAUUAUCUCUAUCCUGGGCCCCUCGGCUAUGGUUUGGAUGCAAACCGGGGCUUCUGCAUGCCAUAUGAAGCAAUGCAGCAUUUGGCUCCUCCAAUGAUCAACGGAGGUCCAGGCCCGUUUCCUCAUCCAGCCUACCGGCCUGUGACCCCAGCGAAUGGUGUCUACGUGGAGGAAAAGCCUCAGCUACCUAAGCAAGGUGUGGGUCAAGAAGUCUCAGAUGUGAUGAUUAGUCAAGAGAAGGUUGUCCCAGCAAGACCAGCGAAACCUUCAGAGCCUCCACAUAAUGAAGGAGGGAAAGGGGAUCCAUCUGCCAAAGCUUGCCAAGAGAACUCGGGCUUCUCUCUCUUUCACUUUGGUGGGCCUAUAGCUCUUUCGAACAUCACCAAGUCAUCGGAAGAUGCGGCAAUCGGCGACAUAUCUUCUGUGGUUCCAACCGAUACUGCGGAGGGCUUUCAUGACUGCAAUAAGAAGGAGACCACCAUUGAAGAGUACAACUUGUUUGCAGCGAGUAACGGCAUGAGGUUUUCAAUCUUCUGAGGUCGUUCCUAGUUCAGGAGGUUUGUGGGUGUUUGCAGCUGGGAGAGUCUUAGUUUGGACCUUCUCUCGUCUUUGGUAAUGGUAGUAGUUUUCGAGUAUCUUGCUUUUUUUCUUUUUGAAAUGCCCCAAUAAUUUUCAUGAAAUAUGCAAAUCUUAGCAAAUUUUUAAAAUUUUAUUUUUAUUGUCAUUCACCGUCCUUCUGAUAGUUUUUCCAUAGAGAGGAUACAGAAAUUUACAUCCUGUUUGCAGGCUUUCGUUCUUCGGUAUGAGUUUCGGUUUUGCUCUGUUCAUUGGUUUUAGCAUUUGUAACAAGCUGCAAAUUCCUGAAAUUAACAAUAGAGACUUGCAUUCUUUUCAUAUCA